Molecule: messenger RNA, 501 nt
Organism: Bicyclus anynana (squinting bush brown)
Lineage: Eukaryota; Metazoa; Arthropoda; Insecta; Lepidoptera; Nymphalidae
Exons: 5
Coding region: 1-501 (166 amino acids)
Source: RefSeq, a predicted model, not a curated record
AUGUUGAACUGUCUCAACAUUGGCGUAGGAACACCAACUCCAAUCAAGACCAUCAACGUCAACUGGGCGUUCCAGCUCAACUUCCAGCUGCCGUGGAACAGAUCUCAAAUACCAGUUGACAUCUUCGGAGUUAACAGCGGAUACGUUGGAACUGCGAGAAGAGACACUUCUGAACAGUAUACCAGCGAUGCAAGACUGUACCAUUUCUAUAAAUACGUGGAAGAUAUGUUGACCAGUUUUGGAUACAACGGAACGUCGUGUGUGCUACGAACGCUGUGUCAGCUCGGCGCUGAGCCUCUCCAUGCCACCAGUGACGAGGACUUGCUGCACGAAAUAGCCACUUACACACUUAAUCCACUUAACGAUAUCUCAGAGGAGAGCAAGGAAGAAUCAUCCCCAUACAUCCACGCGUACGAAGAGGGACUGCUAGGCAUUGCAGAGAUCUGCACCGCUACAUCGUCAAUAUUCCUCGAACACGUGCUCGAACCUCCUCCUUUUUGA